Molecule: messenger RNA, 1158 nt
Organism: Trichosurus vulpecula (common brushtail)
Lineage: Eukaryota; Metazoa; Chordata; Mammalia; Diprotodontia; Phalangeridae
Gene: OPRK1
Product: opioid receptor kappa 1
Exons: 3
Coding region: 16-1158 (380 amino acids)
Biological process (GO): G protein-coupled opioid receptor signaling pathway; sensory perception of pain; neuropeptide signaling pathway
Cellular component (GO): membrane; neuron projection
Molecular function (GO): neuropeptide binding; dynorphin receptor activity
Source: RefSeq, a predicted model, not a curated record
UCUGCCUCUCAUGAGAUGGAGUCCCCCGUGCAGAUCUUCCGCGGGGAUCUGGGCCCGACCUGCCCUCCAGGUUCCUGCCUGCUGCCCAACAGCAGCAACUGGUUUCCAGGAUGGGCCGACCAGGAUAGCAACGAGAGUGACAACUAUGAGGACCAGCAGUUGAACCAUACGCGCAUCUCCCCUGCCAUCCCCAUCAUCAUCACAGCGGUCUACUCCGUGGUGUUUGUGGUGGGCUUGGUGGGCAACUCAUUGGUCAUGUUUGUGAUCAUCAGGUAUACAAAGAUGAAGACAGCAACCAACAUCUAUAUAUUUAACUUGGCUAUGGCAGAUGCUUUGGUUACUACCACUAUACCUUUCCAAAGCACUGAAUAUCUGAUGAAUUCUUGGCCCUUUGGAGAUAUGCUGUGUAAAAUUGUGAUUUCUAUUGACUACUACAAUAUGUUUACCAGCAUAUUCACAUUGACCAUGAUGAGUGUUGACCGUUACAUUGCAGUGUGUCACCCUGUCAAGGCUUUGGACUUCCGUACUCCCUUGAAGGCAAAGAUUAUCAACAUAUGUAUCUGGUUAUUAUCUUCCUCUGUUGGUAUAUCUGCUAUAGUCCUAGGGGGCACCAAGGUCAGAGAAGAUAUAGAUGCCAUCGAGUGCUCUUUGCAAUUCCCAGAUGUUGAUUAUUCCUGGUGGGAUCUCUUCAUGAAAAUCUGUGUCUUUGUUUUUGCAUUUGUGAUCCCAGUUCUCAUCAUCAUCGUUUGCUACACUUUGAUGAUCUUACGCUUAAAGAGUGUGAGGCUACUUUCGGGCUCUCGAGAGAAAGAUCGCAACCUCCGCCGAAUCACCAGGCUUGUUCUGGUAGUGGUGGCAGUAUUUAUCAUCUGUUGGACCCCCAUCCACAUAUUUGUACUGGUUGAGGCCCUGGGGAGCACCUCCCAUAGCACAGCAGUCCUUUCUAGCUAUUAUUUCUGCAUUGCUUUAGGGUACACCAAUAGUAGCUUAAACCCCAUUCUUUAUGCUUUCUUGGAUGAAAACUUCAAAAGGUGUUUUAGGGACUUUUGUUUCCCAUUUAAGGCCAGGAUGGAGCGACAGAGCACUACUAGAGUCCAAAACACAGUUCAGGACACUCCCUACAUGAGAGAUGUUGAUGGGAUAAAUAAACCUGUAUGA